AUGGGAUCGAGCACGGCGCGGACAGGCCGGAUACCCCUCACGCGUGGGUCUCCCUCGCACAGUUCCGCUUGUGUCCCCUUUUCACUGUUCUGCACGCGAGCGAGCUCUCGCCCGAGCACCCCAGCCCAGGGGCAUCAUGCUCCCCCGGCACACACGAUGACGAUCAACGACCUCUUCCUCAAGGAUGCCUUCCUCAUCUUCCGAUCCAUGUGCAAGCUCACAAUGAAGCCCCUCAACUCGGAAAGCCUCAGCCUCAGCAGGAAAGCAGCCAGCCCCGUCCCGCAGGUGUUCGAGAUCAGCGUCGAGAUAUUUUGGCGCGUGAUCACGGGCUUCUGGACGAAGCUCAAGAAAGAGAUCGAGGUCCCGUUCCACGAGAUCUUCUUCCCGAUUCUCGAGAUGAAGACGUCGACGCUGAAGCAGAAGGCCGCCAUCUUGGGUAUGCUGUCACGCCUUUGUCACGAUCCGCAGGCGCUCGUCGAGAUUUAUCUCAACUAUGAUUGCGACAGCCAAGUCGCAGACAACAUCUACGAGCACCUCAUGAACAUCAUCACCAAGAUCGGCACCAGCACGCUCCCGUCCGCCGCGCAGCAGAAGCCGGCGGACCCUGCGAGCCCCACGCUGACACCCACGAGCAAGGCGUACGCGCCGGGCAUCCCGCCCGUCGGCGAGGACGGGUGCCCUGAGGGAUUGACGCCCGACGCGUCGCAGUCACUGGAUAGGCUCCCGACGGGUGGCCCGAGCGCGGAGGCGACGAGGCAGCCGACGCCAGGUAUCCACGACGACCCGGGCCGGUUUGAGAGCGCGAAGCAGAAGAAGACGAUGUUGCUGGAGGGCGUCAAGAAGUUCAACCUUAAGCCGAAGCGAACGGGGUUCAUUCUGAGUAAGGCGCCGCAGGACGUCACACGGUUCUUGUUGCAUACCGAUGGGCUGAGCAAGUCGAUGAUCGGUGAGUACCUCGGCGAAGGGAGAACAUCGCGACCAUGUACACGUUCGUCAACAUGCUCGACCUGCGGAGCAUGCCCUUCGUCGACGCGCUGCACGUCUACCUGCAGGCGUUCCGCCUGCCCGGGGAAGCGCAGAAGAUCAAUCGGUUCAUGCUCAAGUUCGCCGAGCGCUACAUCGAGGGCAAUGCAAACACACCGUUCGCGAACGCCGAUGCGUGUCCCGCGCGCUGCUCAUCCGCGCGCGCGUCUGACGCGCCACGGCCCCGUUUCCGUUGCAGACACCGCCUACGUGAUCUCGUACUCGGUCAUCCUGCUCAACACGGAUGCGCACAAUCCGCAGGUGAAGAAGCGCAUGACGCGCGCAGACUUCGUGAAGAACACCCGCGGGAUCAACGAGGGCGCGGAUCUCCCCGAGGAGCUGCUGUCCGCCAUCUUUGACGACAUCGUGAACAAUGGGAUCCGGAUCAAGGAUGAGGUGGACUCGAGCCUGGUCGCGUCGCUCGCGCCGGGUGCGGGGCUGGCGAGCGCGCUCGCCACGGUCGGGCAGGACUUGCAGAGGGAGGCGUAUAUGCUGCAGUCGAACGGCAUGGCGAACAAGACCGAGGAGACGGACAACCUGGAUGUCGUGGAGCUCUGCCUCGACGGCUUCCGGAAUGCGAUCCGGAUCGUGUGCUUCUUCGACCUCGAGCUGGAGCGCAACGCGUUCGUGACGACGCUCGCAAAGUUCACGUUCCUGAACAACCUCGGGGAGAUAAAGACAAAGAACAUGGAGGCGGCCCAGAUGCUUCUCGACGUCACAGUCAUGGAGGGCAAUAACCUCAAGGGCUCGUGGCGCGAGGUGCUCUCGUGCGUGAGCCAGCUGGAGCAUAUGCAGUUGAUCAGCAGCGGUGUUGACGUCCUGGAUGCGCGCAAAGGUUACGUCGCGCGUGCUCCGAUCGUGUUUGCAUGGACGCGUGUCGACUUCAAACUCUGCUCUACGCGCACGAGACGACUUGUAACCAUAACCAUGACAGACCCCUGCUCCUGUACUUGUGCCGCUCGGGUAUAUCAUGAGAGACUUUACGCGUGCGCUAACCUCGGUAUGGCAUGUUACUUCUUGUCCUUCAAGCUCUCCCACCAUGUUUCAUUUGUCUGCAAGUUUCGACAUUCCUACCUCGCAGCCUUCCAAGUUUCAACUCGGUCGGUCGGAUUGGCAAGGUCCCACGGCGCCCUCUAUGUUGUUAGCAACACGACAUCUCAGGCAACUCGGUAUUUUAGUAGAAGAUCGUCGUCGUCCCUACAAGAACCUUUUGCAUUCAAGCUUUCGAUGCCUUCCGUGUCACAGGAGUGCCUCAAUGCCCUCGCCUCCCGGGUCAAAUCUUCACUCGAGCUCUCGCGCACGCUCAAAGUUCAACAGGCUGCUGCGCAGAGUACCAUCUCCAUGCUCAAGUCGAAGGUUUCCUCGCUCGGGUCACUCGCCCAGGCAUCCCAGACCGUGUCACCGCCGAGAUCCUGUGCAUGCCCGACGCCACUCUUGCCCUCUCGACCCGCUCGAGCGUCGAACCUAACCCUCGAUCCCGCCUGCGCACGCUCGGUUCUCUUCAGUACACGCAUCCAUUUGCCUGCGACCCAAAGUUAUAUGCGGAGAGGGAGGCCGAGAGUCACCAAGGCCCCGUUCGCUCACUUGAUUCCCUCAAUAGCCAAUUCUGCCUUUGUGCCCAUGCGUGAACGCGCGACCCCUCGACGCCAUGCACCCGCCUUUGCAUGCUAUCCCUCCCAUACCCGCCCGCCACCGAAUGCCCUCGAUCCCUUUCAUCCCUUGAGCUCACGCAUCCGCCUUCGCCUGCGACCCAGAUUCGACCCAGAUCCGCUUCCGCAUGACUCAUCCAGCUCGCGCACGCGUGCACGCACAACCUCUCGACGGCCCCUCGACCACUCCUCCCUCGUCCUGGAUCGUUGCCGAAACCACAGGCACACUCGACCCCGUGCGCGCUUGACCCCUCAUUCCCUCAUCCUCAUCGCCCUCGUCCUCUCGAGUUUGCGCACACUCGAUCUCACAUUCGUCAACAGUCCCAUCCUCGACCUAACCUAACUGGCUGGUAGCGUAGGAAGAAGAGGACCGGCGGCGGCGGCGGCGGCGGCUGAGAGACGGGCUGGGAACAUGGAUGGGCGUGGAGGACGAGGAAAUUUAUGGGGAGAUGCACGCUCGCUGAGCAGGACGAGCGUCAUGAAGCCCACGCACUCCACGUUUCCGGCCGUGCAUCCCUUCGAC
Messenger RNA from Heterobasidion irregulare TC 32-1, 3195 nucleotides. RefSeq lists its product as uncharacterized. Gene Ontology annotation, molecular function: guanyl-nucleotide exchange factor activity. Bases 1 to 3015 code for a protein of 1004 amino acids. The transcript is spliced from 15 exons. Lineage: Eukaryota; Fungi; Basidiomycota; Agaricomycetes; Russulales; Bondarzewiaceae. The record is from RefSeq and is a predicted model, not a curated record. Gene Ontology annotation, biological process: regulation of ARF protein signal transduction.